CGCCGCAGCCGCUGGCCUGGCCUCAGCCGCGCAGACACCGCCCGCGACGCAGCCGUCCGCCGCUCCUCUGCCGCCUGGCUCCGCGCCUUGGUCCGGCUCUGCCGCAGCAGCCGCGAGGAGGGGCCACCGGAGCGCAACUCAGGAGCCGCGAGUCAUCGCCCGGCCGCCGGAUCCGCCGCCAGGCCUCCUCCGGGGGCGCCCACGCUCUCGCCGCCGGGACCCUCCGCCAAGCCAGCAGCCACCUGCUCCGGGCCUGAGGCCAGGACACGAUGCGCUCCGUGCUGGUGCUCUUGGGGUUGCUCCUGCUGCUGUCGCCGUCGUUCUUCCUGGAUGCUACCAACAACACCAAAGCCAUCACCACAGCCAGCAGCACAGUCUCAGCCGUGCUGAACACCUUUUCAACAACAAGCAUUCAAAUGAUGUCUCUCAACCCAACCUCAAUCACAACCAGUGGAUCUUCACUUCAGAGUUCAAUGGAGGCCAAGGGCAGCAUGCCCACAUCAUCUAGCGCCUCAGGGGCGACGUCAGCCCAGCAAAACACAAAUCCAGCAGCCAGUACCAAAACUGAAAAACCAACCUCAGGCAGCUCUCCUACAGUUGGCUCAGAGGAAUUGAGAUCCACAGCACUCACCGUCUCGACCAAGCCUGAAAUCACAAGCGGUCAGAGUGAAAUUACUAAAGUUACAGCCAGCGUGGUCUCUACGGAAGGACAUCAGGCAACCACUUCACCUAUAAAUCUGAGUAAUACCUCAAAGACCAGUCCUGCUUCUACUCCUGUUCCCGCCCUAGCAAGCAUUUCCCAGCCUGGCACGGUCCCUGGGACUCUGGUCCCUGGGACCCCUCCUGUUCCUGUGACUUUGGUCCCCAUGACUCCAAAGCCCCCAGGGAGCUCCUCCCAGGGAUCAAACAAAAAUAUUACAACCUCAAGUGUCGGCACACCAGCCACCUUCACAACUCAGGAGAUGCUGAUUACAAUAACGCCACCGGUUACCUCACGAGGAACCCAGCGUACCCCCAGCGAGCCGCCGGUGCUCCCUGACACCCCUACGGCUCCUCAGCCCACAGGCUCUGCCUCAGAACCCAGGACCGCACCUCCCGCCCGGGGCCCCACGCGUUCCAGCCCUCGGCUGGUGUCGUCAGCCUCUCCCACCGCCAGCCUCCCUCCUCCCGCCUCAGCAAGCGGGGUAGAGAUACAGUGCGGUGCUCCUGAAAGGCUGAGUGAGGAGACGUUCGUCCUGAACUUCUCCAAAGCCGACCUCUGUAAGUCGAGCCCCGUGGGAGCGAAGCUGUAUACGCUUCUGUGCCAGGCGGCAAAAGCCACCUUCAACCCAUCUCAAGAUCAGUGCAAUAUUCAGCUGGCACCUGUUCCGGAAAUCCAGUCAGUGGCCGUCAAAUCCAUCACCAUCCACACAAAGCUCUGUCCCAAGGACACGUUCGAGUUGCUGAAGAACAAGUGGGCUGACCUAAAAGAGGUGGGAGUCACAAACAUGCAGUUGGGGGACCAAGGGCCACCAGAGGAGACGGAGGACCGGUUCAGCAUGCCCCUCAUCAUCACCAUUGUCUGCAUGGCAUCCUUCUUGCUCCUGGUUGCGGCCCUCUACGGCUGCUGCCACCAGCGCCUCUCCCAGAGGAAGGACCAGCAACGGCUAACAGAAGAGCUACAGACAGUGGAGAACGGUUACCAUGACAACCCAACACUGGAAGUGAUGGAGACCUCAUCAGAGAUGCAGGAGAAGAAGGUGGCCAACCUCAAUGGGGAGCUGGGGGACAGCUGGAUCGUCCCUCUGGACAACCUGACCAAGGAUGACCUGGAGGAGGAGGAAGACACACACCUCUAAUCAGGUCUGCCGGCGGCCUCCGCCAGCGCACAGGGCUCCAGCCGAACCACCUCAAGUGCCGUUUGGACAAGGGAGGAAAAUCCUUCCCCUUGGAGGGAAAGACUGGGGAGGGAGGGCGGGCGGACUCGCAGGCCUUCCCAUCCCCAUAGGCCUUAAUUUUUCCCUUUUCAAGCUGAACAAUUCACCUUCUGUGUAGAACCUUCUUGUAAAAUAACCCACUAGUGCCUGAGUUCAGUGCCGCUGGGAGGUCAGGCAAGAGCCGUAUGAGGGACUUUGGAGACCCCCUGGUAGAAUUCCUUCAUUUCACAGACAGGCGACCGAGGCCCAAAGAGGGUAAAGUCGAGGUCACCCAGCCCCUGGGUGACAGUGUCAGGAUGAGAACAGAGCUUCCUCCCUUCAGCCUGGUGCCCGUUCCCAGCACACUGCGCUGCUGUGGUGACCCAACGCCCACCCUCCAGAGCUGAUGGGCUGGAGGGGAGAGCAGGGCAGGCUCGUCUCGGUGGCAUCUGAUUACUUCAAAGCCUAGGCCCCGUCGUCUGUCUCCUGUCAGCGCCCGCCAGUGUGUCCCGUCGUCUGUCUCCUGUCACCCACCGCCAGUGUGCCGUCCUCUUUGUUGUCCCCGCUCCCUUGACUCAGUUUUUAUUCCCACGCCGUCCCAGGGCCCCUGGCAGUAACACAGGUCAUUCGUGACCUUGCUGUCCUUGCUCUGGAGUCUCAUUUCCUGGCAUUUCUUCAGAGAUUGGGACCAAAUGCACACAGGACUCAGUGUGGACAAGUGUGCCCAGGCACCCACCUACAGGGGGACCCCUUCCUCCCAGGAUGGGUCCCCUGGCCACCCCCCGAGGCACUCCUUGAGGCCGCCCCUUCCCACCGGGCACCAAAAGCAGCAGCAGCUACCGAAGGCAAGGUGUUCCUAUUUUGUUGUCACUGCUUGGCCCCUGCGAUGGGGUGGGGGCUCCAGCUCAGGCAGCCUCUGAGAUCCAGCAGCUUAAGGACAGAGCUUCGUGGGGCCCCGGCAGCUGAGAUGUAUCUGAAAUAGACAAUCGAUUGAAACAGCAGGAAGGACAGGCUUUACUUACUCUCUGUUUCUUUGGAAACUUAGGGGCUUGGCAAGCUGCUGAGAGUUUUGUUUUCUUUUUUCGUUGGUCUUUGAAUCUGGCUCUCCACCUCCCAAGGCCAAAGCUCAAAUCACUGGGACCCUUUCAGUUAGAUUCCAGGCUUCUGUGCACAGGCAAGAAAGGCCUAGAACACCAGGUGCCCUUCAAGGUGCACGAGGGGCAGCCCCAGCCCGGCCUUCUGUUCCCGGCCACCUCUCUCUGUCCGGGAGCAGAGCUGGGCCUGGCUGGGUCCCCUUCUCUGUGUUCCUAGCAAGGCUGGCUGCCAGUGCUCCCGCAGGUUCUGGGGGCAUCUCAGGGAAACGGAAUGCCGACUGCUGCCCAGGGGAGGGGCUUGAGGAAGCGCAGUGGGCUGAGGACUGGGCAGAGGGAGGCUUCCUUGGGUUUUUUUGAGAAGAGGGUCCUGCAUUGAAUUCUGUUUUGCCCAUGCUCUCUAUUGUCCCUGGGGAUAAAGUCCCUGCAGCCAACCAGGAAGAUAGGCACAACUGCUUAGGAGAAUGAAAGUGGUCCCUUCAGGGCAAAGAAGCUGGACCCCCUGUACGUAGAGGCAGGGCCAGGCUGCAGCAGUUCCGAUAAAAUAGGCUAUCUGCUUUAAGAUAGGUUCUUUUUUUCUUUUUUUUUGGCCACACCCUUGGCAUGUGGAAGUUCCUGGGUCAGGGAUCGAACCCGUGCCACAGCAGUGACAACACCAGAUCCUUAACCCACUGAGCCACCUGGAAACUCCAGGUUAUUUUUCUUAAAGGGGAGGAUGUGAGCCUUCCUUGGUUGCUUGAUCCCCUCUUCAUAGCCUUUAGCCACUGGAUACCCAGGGGAAGAGGAAGGCCAGAGGUUCAAGCAGGUCCCCCAGUGAGCUUCCCAAGAGCUAGAAAGAUACUAAGCUAUCCAGGAUCCUCAAGUGUGUGUCCUGAUUCUCUAGUAUUUGGAGGUUGGCAGGCUGGAGAUGAAUACCAGUUUGGGGUAAAAGAGGAAAUAUUGUUUCAGUGGGAAAAGAUCUAUUUGGUUCUUUCUACCGGGGCGGGGGUGGGGGGAGGUUUCUAUCAUGGCCACUGGGAGAGGCCAGACUGGAUUAGUACAGCAAGUAUGUCUCCGCAAAUCAAGCAAAGGCUGCAAGCGCCAGGUCUACGGAGACAGAGACGAUGACUGCAAAGACUAGAGAGUAAAAAUGAUGCUUGGUCAGGAGGAAUGACCGUGGCACUGUCCAGGGAGAACCCCGAAGAGCUUUGGGUGGUUCGAAGGUCUCUUCCUUUGGUGCAUCUGGACUGUACUGCUCUAGCGUUUUGGCGCAACUUGCCUUGGCUCACUCUUGCUGCUAGACACCCGUGUCAAAGGCCAUACCGCCGUGUAACUGUAAAGGGCAUCUACUCCCACCGCCAUUGCUGGCUUCUAAUGCUAUCUGGUAAUUCAGAUUCUGGGGCGGAGAGGAGAGAAGAAGAACGCCACCGGGAACUCAGCAUGACUUGCAAACAAAGUUGUGCCAGAGAGAGAUUAUAAGCUUGAUUUCAGUGGCAGACUUGUUUUCCUAAACUGCAUAAAAGGCCAGAGACCAUGAAUCUGAUGACCAGACAAAAAUCUAGUGCAGCAUGCUGUCGCGUGGGAGGGAAGAGAGGCAGCAAUGCUUAUGAAGGGGGUAGAGAAAAUUCUUUGCAUCAUAAGACAGAAUACGGGUUUAAUCUAGUCUAGACACAAGAUGAUUCUUCCUCCUCUUGAUAAGGAAAGUGAGCAGAAAGUAUAUUUAAACCACUUCUUGAGCUUUAUCUUUUUGACCCUAUAGUAGAGAAACUUGGAAAAACAGGUUCAAGCUGAUACAUAUAUACGUAUUUUUUGAUAAUGUAAAUACAACAGCCACAUGUUAAUCCACCCUGCACUGCUUUGAGUGAAUAUACUUUGUAAAAACCUUUGUUAGCUAAGCGAGAUAGCUUUUUUCCCCCCUAAACAGGAAUGCUAAUGUCUAUUUUACCAGAAGUAAUAAGUCUGUUUUUCUUUAAGUGAAAAAUGAAAUAUAAGACAGACUGAUGACAAAGUCUUUGUCUUGUAGGUUGGGCAUUUUUAUUUUUAAAUACGAUCCUCACCCCCUCCCCAGUGAAGUCCCAGCAUAGUACGGGAAGGUUGGCGUCAAAAUGCUCUGCUUUGAACCCGGGCCCGGCUUUUUUUUUUUUUUUUUUUUUUUAAAAAUGAAACAGAUAAAGAGCCUGAUGCCCAGAAAGAUAAAGUGACUUGGCCAAAAUCACAUGUUUAGUGACAGAAACAGGAUUAAAACCUGGGUUGGAAGACUGUCCAGUGCUGUGUGCCUCAGAAUCAACAAAUGAAGGACUGCUAAUGAAGGGCAGGCACCAGAAUGACACAAAGGACAGAAUUCCCUUCCCAAACGUCCUGUAGCAAAGCCCGGGAGAGCAUGAAGACAAAGUAGGAAGCUUAGUGAUCUGCUGUACAUCUUCUGAGCUGUUUAGGUCUAAGAACAAUUCUUUUCUGCCAAGAAAUAGUUUUGAAUGAGCUUUCACAUAAAGAGCUUCUACCAGUAGGACUAAGGAUCAAAGGGAACCAGACCAGGGGGAGGGAGAGGGGGCGAGAGUAAAGGCGUGGUGUGUUUCAACCUUGUCAUUAGCUGAUUCACUCGGGUUUAGUGAAAACCCAACACUGAGUGAAAGGAGGGGAUUACAGUUUGCUGUGGGUCUUUUUUUAACUUGGUGAAUGUUAAACAGUUUGCCCGGCAGACAGGGGGAGCGUGUGUCUUAGUGGACAGGGGUCUAAAGUACACUGGAAUUUACUGAGAAACUUGUUUGUAAAAACUAUUCUUAAUUAUUGCCAUUUUCUUAUAAAAGUAUAUUUUGGGAAAUUGUAUACCGUCAAUUAAAGUGCUUUCGUGUAAGCGGGUUCAAGCCCUAGUAGUUUGCUUGCUUGGCUUCCAUUCUUCACUUGAGCACGAGUCUUAUCACUGAAGCCCCUGAGGACAUGGGACACCCAAGCAGCCACCUCUGCUCGUAGUCACGCCCACUUAACUACAUGCAGGUCCAGAGAGUGAGAGAAUAGGACCGAAGCUUCAGGGGGCCACCCUGAAGGGGAUGGCAGGUCUCCCUGGCGAUCCCAGCCGAAAGGGCCUCGAUUUCCCUCAUAGCACUGUUGUACCCCCUUCCUCCCCCCUCUACUUCUGCCGCAGAUAAGAGAGUGACAUGCCUGCCACCAGAGAUGCCAGGGGGGCUGUGGAACCCUGACCAGGUCUGAAACCACUGGCAGAAGCAAGGCAAAUAAAACUACAAAAAACAAA
Molecule: messenger RNA, 6215 nt
Organism: Phacochoerus africanus (Common warthog)
Lineage: Eukaryota; Metazoa; Chordata; Mammalia; Artiodactyla; Suidae
Gene: PODXL
Product: podocalyxin like
Exons: 8
Coding region: 270-1838 (522 amino acids)
Biological process (GO): cell migration; negative regulation of cell-cell adhesion; regulation of microvillus assembly
Cellular component (GO): microvillus membrane; apical plasma membrane
Source: RefSeq, a predicted model, not a curated record